AUGUCACAUCCAAUGAUCAAUGGGCUAUGUGUCGCUGUGGACGCAGCCGCCAAUGGUGUUACGAGCUCCGGCGACAAAGUAGUGGAUAUCAGUAAAAUAUUGCGUCGACAUGAGGUUGUGUUCCUGGAGUGUGCAGAGGAAGCUCCAAAGCUGCUGCUCCUGGCCGACUCUGUCAAGAGUCUCCUGUCAGUUUCAGGGCUGGUCAAAAGCAUCCAUAACAACAUGGCCCCUGAAUCAUUGCGUCUGAAAGGGGAACAUGACAGUAUUCUGGCGUCGAUGUCUAAGGCAGUCGAGGAGACCCAGCGCGAGAUAGGUUGCCUCAAAGAGGUCGUCGAGGCUAAUGCUACCACUAUUAAGUCGAUAUCGAAUACUAUCAACGAGAAACUUACGCCGAUGUUAAGCGCCAUCUCUGACACCCAGGAAAAUAUGAACCCUCUCAAGACGGACAUCGAGCGCUCCAUCAAUGAAGGUAACCAGAAAGGGGUGGGAAGUCUCGAAGAGGCAGUCAAGGGCGGCACCAGUAUCGAGCGUGAGAUUGCCAAGACUGCUGUUGAUCAGGCUGUCAGUAGUACUCUCGGUACUAUUGAGAACCGCUUUGUCUCCGCUGUCAAGAACGCUGUGAGCACAGUUCAGGUAUCUAUCACUCACAACGGUGAUAGAGAUGACAAUGGGAAUGACAUUGCCAUGGAUGAAAUAUUGAAUGGGCUUGCAUUGCUAAGCUGACACAUGUUCUAUACGUCAAUUCAUGACUUGCCAGGUUUUGAAUUUGUGUUGCAAGUCUAUUUAGUUAGUGCUGAUGAUGUGACUACCUUAUUUACCAAGGAGUCAGUGAAUGCUGGCAUGUAUGCAUAUCUCGGUAUGUUUUUCAGGGAAAUGCAACCUAUUGCGUGAUAUCUAAUAAACUGAUAGGCUUCACUCUGGGCUCGGGUGGCAAAUAG
Molecule: messenger RNA, 938 nt
Organism: Fusarium redolens
Lineage: Eukaryota; Fungi; Ascomycota; Sordariomycetes; Hypocreales; Nectriaceae
Exons: 2
Coding region: 1-723 (240 amino acids)
Source: RefSeq, a predicted model, not a curated record